AUGACGGCGAACAAAUGUGAGGCCUUUGAUCCUGAAACUGUGGCUAGUGGGACUGCCAAAGUAAUGCGCUCAGGAAAGUUUGCUGUCUGGAACAAAUAUUCCCCUUCUCCUAAUGCUGCCGGCCCUCCACCAUCGCUUACCGGCUGCGCAGACCCCAGCAAUCAAAGAGAAAGGGACAGUGGUCCGCUCCAACAAAGGAUAAUUCAAGGGGCAUCCGGAUGUCGCCAACACGAUGAUAUUACCCAACAUAUCAUGUACGGAAGAUAUGGAGACUUUGAAUGGCUACGUGAACAAAAGCAGUACACACCUGCAAAAAAGGUAGAAUCUGAUAAAGUUAGCCAACCCAUCAAUAGACACAGUGAAAGACAUGGAACCAAGUCGAUCGGGUUAGAUACGAUACACUUGUCAGUGUAUGAAUUUGUGAUUGUUUGUGGGCCCGUCAGGGAAAGUUUACAGGACUCGAAUAAUAAGUUACUCAAUCCGCCCACCCCGGACAACAAAUUCCGAAAGAUUUUCCAUACCAUAGGUAUUCCAUUUUACGCGUUCAAAGAAGGCAUAUAUGGCCUUGCUGAACUCACCGCUAUCGUAGGUCUGUUGAUACCUCAAUAA
Molecule: messenger RNA, 609 nt
Organism: Opisthorchis viverrini
Lineage: Eukaryota; Metazoa; Platyhelminthes; Trematoda; Opisthorchiida; Opisthorchiidae
Exons: 5
Coding region: 1-609 (202 amino acids)
Source: RefSeq, a predicted model, not a curated record